Molecule: messenger RNA, 1275 nt
Organism: Sorghum bicolor (sorghum)
Lineage: Eukaryota; Viridiplantae; Streptophyta; Magnoliopsida; Poales; Poaceae
Exons: 6
Coding region: 16-924 (302 amino acids)
Cellular component (GO): chloroplast
Source: RefSeq, a predicted model, not a curated record
CGCCAUGGGCCACCAAUGGCCACCCCCACCGCCACCGCGCUCACCUGCUCCUGCCGCCCCUCGCCCUCGCCCUCGCCCUCGCCCUCGUCCUCCGUCGCCUCCCGCCGGCUGAACAUAUUCGCCCCCCUGUCUCCUCGCCGCCGCCGCCUCCUCCGUCUCGCGCCGUUGCACGUCGUCGAUGACUCCAGCACCGAUCUCCCGGAGGAGAGGUCUCGGACGGAUAAGAUGGUCGACGGCAUGGACUUCGGGGAGCUCUGCAACGACUUCGAAUGCAUAAGUAGCCCCUACGUGGAGUCCACGGCGAGGCAGAUCGCGCGGGACAUCCUCGAGCUCCGCGACGACAACCGCGCAUUCAACUGCUACGCUGUCUCCGUCAAGUACAAGGACCCACUCAGGACAUUUGUUGGGCGUGAGAAGUACAAGAGGCCAUUAUGGAUCACCAAGGCAUUGGAAAAGCCUGUAGUGACAGUCCAAGAAAUGUCAAUGCAAUCGACAAGCAAUCUGACCAUUAAAUGGGCAUUCAGAGGGAAGCCUAAGAAUCCGUUCUUUGCGACCAUGGGAGGAGAUGUCAUUGUCCGUGUUGUAUCACAGUUCGUCUUGAACCAGAUAAGUGGACAAGUACUCGAACAGGUAGACUCCUGGGACCUCUCUGCCUCGUCUUUUCCAGCUCAGGCCUACUUUUGGCUGUCCAGAAGGGUUUACUCCACCGUUGAGUCCGGGAAGGAUACAAUCGAAGCUGCUAAGAGCACGACAUCUGGGCUAACAAAGGGAGAUCAGAAUUUCGAGGCUUAUCCAGAUCCUUCUAGUGAUCCUACAAAGUUCUUUCAAAGGCCAGAUGAUGGAUUCAAUCAAGACGUGUACCAGAUUGGGUUUCUCCUGGCCGUGAUCUACUUCAUUGUACAGUUUUUGAGAACGGUUCUGUGACUGCAGACCAACUUCAUCGUGGCAGAUGAUGUGCAUAUAUACCGGCAAUGAGGUGUCUAGUAGCAUUUUGUCUACCUCAAGAUCUCUUGAGUCAUAGAGGUAGGGUGAAUGUAUGCGUGUCCGUAUGAGCAAGUGUACGGUGUCUGUAGCAUUUGCAUGUGUACUGUAUUUGAAUUAGUAAUAUCCGAGUGUGUACAGAAUGACUUGAUAGGAUUUCCAAUCUAUAGUAAGCUGACAUUUUUGUUGUCUUGGAACUUACGGGUGCAAGUAGUUUAGAAUGUGUUUGUAUCUUGAAUAAGUUAUUGUUUAUUGUCUGAUUCCAGACAAAUAUCCUUUUAAGAUCCAUAUGAA